Messenger RNA from Pieris macdunnoughi, 774 nucleotides. The record is from the annotation of a GenBank genome assembly. NCBI's taxonomy places the organism in Eukaryota, Metazoa, Arthropoda, Insecta, Lepidoptera, Pieridae.
AUGUUCACAAAUAAAGUUGUAAUUAUCACUGGAGCAAGCUCCGGCAUUGGUGCUGAAACAGCUAUUGAGUUCUCUAAACUUGGAGGUAAUGUUGUAAUAACAGGAAGGAAUAAAGAUAAUUUAGAAAAAGUGGCUGCAUCAUGUCAGCAAGCUUCACCAGAAAACUUGCAACCUCUUAUAGUUAUAUCUGACAUGAAUAAAGAAGAUGAUGUGGAGAAUAUCAUAAACAAAACAAUUGAAAAAUUCAGUAAGCUGGAUGUGCUCGUGAAUAAUGCUGGUGUUUUGGAAUCUGGAACGAUAGAAACAACAUCGUUGGACCAAUAUGAUAGAGUAAUGAAUACAAAUGUCCGAGGUCCAUAUUACAUCACAAUGUUGGCUACAUCAUAUCUUAUUAAAAGUAAGGGAUGUAUCGUAAAUGUUUCUAGUGUGACAGGCAUGAGAUCAUUUCCUAAUGUCUUAGCAUAUUGUAUGUCUAAGGCAGCUUUAGAUCAGUUUACAAGAUGUGUCGCGUUAGAAUUAGGUGGGAAAGGUGUGCGUGUCAACUCAGUUAAUCCUGGCGUUAUAACGACUGGCCUGCAUAAAAAAGGUGGUAUGGACGAUAGUGAUUAUGAGGAUUUCCUGAAAAAAUGUGCAGCAACACAUGCUUUGGGUAGACCUGGCGAUGCGUCAGAAGUAUCCUCUGUCAUUGUAUUUUUGGCUAGUGAAGCUGCUAGUAAUAUUACUGGAGCAACUUUACCGGUUGAUGGGGGACGCCAUGCUAUGUGCCCACGUUAA